AUGUCGUUACGAUGUAAGGAAAUUGAAAACAUUAUUAAUAAGAUUUUUACAAAACCCAAAGAAAUUGAUGAAUUUAAUGUCACAGAAUCAAAAACCUUUCUUUCUUUAUAUCAACUAAUUGAUCCCAAUAGCAGCAGAAGAAAAAAAACUAAGCCUAAUCCGCCAAGGGCACAAAACGGUGAAAUUUGUAAUUUCAAGUUAUGGAAAAACAUUAAUGUUUAUGAAAUAAAAACGAUUUACGAUAAAGUAUCUGAAAUUGCCAAAAGGGUUCAUGGUAAUUUGUUCCCAAAUUACAGAUAUAGUCCUAAAAGAAAAUGUUUAAAUGGAUUAAAUCUAUUAUUUCAAAAACAUAUUUCACAUUAUGUACCAUACAAUUAUGCACCUUACAAUUAUAUUCAACAUCUUGAUAUUAAUAGUGCAUCAUAUUAUGCCCCUUACAAUAUUCAACAACUUGAUAUUAAUAGUGCAUCAAAUUAUAAGCCUUGCUAUUAUAUUCAGCAACUUGAUAUUAAUUUAAAAAAUUUUACAAAUGAAACAAUUAAUAAUCAUCAAAAAAACAUGUUAAAAUUAUUUGAAUUAUGUAAAUAG
This is a messenger RNA of Racocetra fulgida, 588 nucleotides long. Lineage: Eukaryota; Fungi; Glomeromycota; Glomeromycetes; Diversisporales; Gigasporaceae. The record is from the annotation of a GenBank genome assembly.